AUGCUUCUGAGAGUAAGAUCCGCUACACCUAGAUUACGAGCUCUUAAACUACAACAAUCUAGAGUCAAGGUUGUCGGGUCUUGUUCUUUCUAUUCAACCCAUUCCCCAAACACAUUCAAUACCGCAGUUGAAACUGCAGAAAAAUUAGUACAACCACCAACUGAAUCAGUUUUCCAUGAUCCAUUUUCAAUAGUCAGUCAUGAAAUGUCCAAUUUGGCAAAAUCUAUAGCGAACUUAAUCGGACUGGGUCAUCCUACUUUAAAUCGUGUAAGUAGUUACUAUUUUGAAGCUGAUGGUAAAAAUGUCCGUCCAUUAAUUGUAUUAUUAUUAUCAAAAGCAUUACUGAAUAUCCCUUUGGAACAAAGAAAUAGAAUUAAAAUAGAUACUUAUGAUGUUACGGAACAACCCCAUUUUAAAGGUACACCAACUAAGACGUCAGUAGCUGGGAAAUCUGUAGAUGAUUCAAUUUCUCCAUUGAGAAUCUUACAUGGAAUCAACCCCAAGGUUAUUUUGGAUCCAUUACUGAAACCAAUGGAUAAAUUACCUCAAUUUGAUGCUAUGAAUGGGAUCUUACCCAAACAAAGAAGAUUGGCCGAGAUUGUGGAAAUGAUACAUACUGCUUCAUUAUUACAUGAUGAUGUGAUUGAUUUAUCUGAUUCUAGAAGAGGUAGACCAAGUGGUAAUAUAGCUUUCACUAAUAAAAUGGCAGUAUUAGCUGGAGAUUUCUUAUUAGCAAGAGCUUCUGUUGCAAUUGCAAGAUUAAGAAAUCCGGAAGUUAUUGAAUUAUUAUCAACUACAAUUGCUAAUUUAGUUGAAGGAGAAUUCAUGCAAUUGAAAAAUACUGUCAUGGCCCCUAAUGGUAAUAAUAAUAUUAUAAAUAAUGAUGGAGAAGAUAAAUCCAUACCGGAACCAACUGGCAAAGUCCCCACGAAACAACAUGAAUAUUGUGUCAAGACUCCAACUCAAACAAAAGAAGAACUUGAUCAUUUAACCAAUGUAGAAGCAGCAUUUGAAUAUUAUUUACAUAAAACAUAUCUUAAAACCGCAUCAUUAAUGUCAAAACUGUCCCGAGCAGCUGCUGUAUUAAGUGGUGCUCAAGAUGAUGUUAUUGAAAAUUGUUAUGAUUUCGGGAGAAACUUAGGAUUAUGUUUCCAAAUAGUUGAUGAUAUGUUAGAUUAUACUUCUAGUGAUGCGGCAUUUGGGAAACCAACCCAAGCUGAUUUAAAAUUAGGUUUAGCCACUGCACCUAUUUUAUUUGCCUGGAAAGAACAACCACAAUUGGGAGAGUUAAUUGGGAGGAAAUUUAGUGAGCCUGGAGAUGUUGAAAUUGCAAGAAGAGCAGUUGAAAAAUAUAAUGGAUUGGAAAAGACUAGAGAAAUGGCAGAAGAUUAUUGUCGUCGUGCAUUGAAGAAUUUAAGAUGUUUGCCUGAAUCUGAUGCAAGAAGUGCUUUAGAGUUUUUAACUAAUUCUAUAUUAACUAGAUCCAAGUAG
Molecule: messenger RNA, 1491 nt
Organism: Hemisphaericaspora subhashii
Lineage: Eukaryota; Fungi; Ascomycota; Pichiomycetes; Serinales; Debaryomycetaceae
Product: trans-hexaprenyltranstransferase
Exons: 1
Coding region: 1-1491 (496 amino acids)
Biological process (GO): ubiquinone biosynthetic process; isoprenoid biosynthetic process
Cellular component (GO): transferase complex
Molecular function (GO): prenyltransferase activity
Source: RefSeq, a predicted model, not a curated record